Molecule: messenger RNA, 1530 nt
Organism: Acaulospora colombiana
Lineage: Eukaryota; Fungi; Glomeromycota; Glomeromycetes; Diversisporales; Acaulosporaceae
Source: the annotation of a GenBank genome assembly
GUCGAAGGUUGUACGCGCGGAAUAUACAUGUGGGAUACUCCUUUUAUUCACGAAGGGAAGCGCGUAAUAGUACUUGAUUGUGAAGGAAUAGACGAUCCUAAGCAAGAUCAAGCCUGGGCUGUUAAACUUUUUAUCAUCUGUUUGAUUGUCUCGUCAACUUUCAUUUACAAUAUAAACGGGAUUGUUGGAAGAGAUGAUAUCGGAAAACUCUAUCUGAUGACGGACUUAAGUAAAUUUAUUCAACCACCAGCUGAUUGUGAUUUCUUACCAAGACUAGUAGUCUUGUUGAGAGAUUUUCAACUAGACGAACCCGAGGACUUCAAGAAAUAUUUUUUUGAUAAGUUAAGCAAUGUUAAUGAAGAAAUCGCCAAAGCAAUAGAAGAUUAUUUUGAGGAUUUCAAUGUCUUCGGUCGUUCUCAGUUAAGGAAUCUUGAUAAUGUUUCAACAGAAGACUUAGACGAGGAAUUUAUUACGGAAGUAACAAAAGUUGUACAAUCUAUCUAUUCUAACGUCAAUCCCAAAUACAUUGGUUCAUCUACCAUGACUGGGAUAUCACUUGGAAAAUUCCUGGUAAAUUGUAUCGAAAAGAUGAACGAUCCCGAAAAUUCUCAACAACUAUCCAUUCCAUCUGAAUAUGAGACUAUCAUUCAAUACAUGGCAAUCCAAGCCACUGAGAGAAGUAUUGAAAUUUAUGAGGCGGGGAUGAUUAAUGAUGUAAAGGAAGAAAAUCUACCAUUACUAUGGGACAAAUUUAACGAAAUUCAUAAUCAUCACUUGGACCAAGCUCAAAAUGAAUUCUUUAGUAAGGUUAUUGGUUCACCAAAGCAGAUUCCUGAAUUUACCGAAGAAUUGAAUGUUAAAAUUGGAAAAGUUCGAGAAAAGUAUGUCAAGAAAAAUUCCGAGGCACUUUAUAAGUAUAACUUAGAGUUGGCGGCUCGUCUUUGGAAAACCCAUAUCAAGAGUAGACUAAAUAGAGAGAAUUUAUUCAAGAGCAAAAAUGAAUUUGAUGAGGCGGAGGAAGCUUUUAAGAUUGAAUAUCGAAACCAGAUGAAAGCAUCACCGGAAGCCGGAACUGCAUUCACCGACUUUCUAGAUAAUAAUUAUGAUCAAGCACUAGAAACGCUUAUUCAACUUGGAACACUAAAGGAAGAGCAAGCCAAAGCACUCCGUGAAUUAGAAGAAAUUCAAAAAGAAAAUAUUAAGGCUCAAGAGAGAGUUGUCUCAUUGCAAUCUGAGAUUGAACAAAGUACAUUGGAAAGAAAGCAACAGACAGAAAAAUUAGAACAGAAAAUGAAUAAUAUGAUCGAAAAUAUAGAUAAACAAAGAACCGAAAAUGAUGAAUUGAAAAAGGCAAUAAUGGAACAGCAACAAAAAGCGUUUGAACAUCAGAUGCAAAUUACAGCUGAAAGGGAAAAGUACAUGCAGGAAAUGAUGCAAAAAGAACGAGAGGCUUCGGCAGAGCGUGAGAAAUUAUUGACAAGAUUAGCAGACCGACCUAGUGGUGAUGAUGGUGGUUGUGUAAUGUUGUGA